Molecule: messenger RNA, 2541 nt
Organism: Hevea brasiliensis (rubber tree)
Lineage: Eukaryota; Viridiplantae; Streptophyta; Magnoliopsida; Malpighiales; Euphorbiaceae
Product: glucosidase 2 subunit beta
Exons: 16
Coding region: 232-2187 (651 amino acids)
Biological process (GO): N-glycan processing
Cellular component (GO): glucosidase II complex
Molecular function (GO): protein binding
Source: RefSeq, a predicted model, not a curated record
CGUUUUGAUAGGAGAAACGUCAGCCAAAGGUCCCUUGAACAGCUCGUUUUCACUGUCCGCGCUCUCGUGAUUCUCGAAUGACUCACUCCCACUCCGAUUCUCCCUCCAUCUUUAUUUCUCUCUGUGUUUUAGUUUAGUGGGUAGCUGAGGAAUUUGGUCUUAAACAGUGAUGAGCUGUUAGAUACUGUAAUUGAUUUUGUUCUUGUGAAUUUUCAACUAAUUUAGCAGAAGAUGAAAGUUGAUACUUUGAUAUUGAUAUAUGGUAUUGUGCUGGGAGUUUUUUGUAUACCUUCAAUUGCUAAAUCUGCCGUCCCCAAAGACCAAUUCCUUGGAAUCCCUCCUCAAGAUGAGAAUUACUACAAGAUAUCAUCAGAGACGAUAAAAUGUAAAGAUGGUUCCAAGAAAUUCACCAAAGCUCAGCUCAAUGAUGACUUCUGUGAUUGCCCUGAUGGCUCUGACGAGCCAGGCACAUCAGCUUGCCCAGGGGGGAAAUUCUAUUGUCGAAAUUCAGGACAUAUUCCUGUUUUGUUAUUUUCAUCCAGAGUCAAUGAUGGGAUCUGUGACUGCUGUGAUGGGAGUGAUGAAUAUGAUGGGCAAGUUUUAUGCCAAAAUACAUGCUGGGAGGCUGGAAAAGUAGCUAGAGAUAAGUUAAGGAAAAAGAUUGCAACUUAUAAGGAGGGAGUUGCUUUGAGAAAGCAGGAAGUUGAACAGACAAAACUAGCAAUUGCCAAAGAUGAGGCGGAACUAUCAAAGUUAAGAAAUGAGGAGAGCGUACUGAAAGGGCUAGUUCAACAGCUUAAAGAGCAUAGAGAACAGAUAGAGAAAGCAGAAGAGAAAGAACACUUACAGAAAGAAAAGGAAGAAAGAGAAAAAAUUGAAGCUGAAGGAAAAGCUAAUAGGGAGAAAAGUGGAGUUGAAGUGGAAGCUCAACAAGAAAAAGGAGAGGCCAUGGAGAAAUCUAAUGUUGGAGACAAUCCUGUGGAAUGUGUCGAUGAUGAUAAAAUUGGUGUGCUGGAUGAGUCACCUUUGGAUCAGGAUGAGGUUGGGGAGCAUACUGAUUAUGCAGCUGUUGCUGAAAUAGCUGAUAGUUCCAAAAUUGAAGGAUCACCAGUAAAUGAAGUGAAGCAGCAUGUGGCACUGGUGGAGGAAAAGUCCAUCUCACCUGAAAGCAAGGAUGGCUCUGCAGUUCUGAGUGAAACUGGUCAUGAUUCUAAGAGUGAGGUGUCUCAUGAUCAAGCUGUGAAAGUGGGCAAUUAUGCAUCUGAAAAUAUUGAAGGUUUGUCGAAGGAAGAGCUGGGCCGCCUUGUUGCUUCUCGUUGGACAGGAGAUUCUGGGAGGGAAACUGAGGGAGUUGAAAAUUCUGAGAGGCAAAUUCAGGGAGUUGAUGUUGCAAAGGAUAAUAACAAUGAAGACAUGACACCAGAUGUGCAUGAUAAGGAAUAUGAUGGGUAUGCUUCAGAAACUGAUGAUGAAAUUGGAAAGUAUGAUGAUGUUACCACAGAAGAUGAUAUAGACGGGACUUAUGAAGAGGAUGCUCAUGAUCAUGCUGGUUUAUCAUACAAAUCUGACCCUGAGGAUGAAUUAGAUUUGUCAGAUAUACCAAGAAACCCAUCUUGGUUGGAGAAGAUACAACAAACUGUUAGUAGCAUUCUGCAAGCUGUUAAUUUCUUCCAAACUCCAGUGGACAAAUCAGAGGCAGCUCGUGUACGCAAGGAAUAUGAAGAGUCCAGCACCAAGUUGUCUAAAUUACAGUCAAGGAUAUCAAGUUUGACACAAAAGUUAAAACAUGAUUUUGGAACAGAGAAGGAGUUCUAUUCAUUCUAUGGUCACUGUUUUGAAAGCAAGCAGAACAAGUAUGUUUACAAAGUAUGCCCUUUCAAACAAGCUUCCCAGGUGGAGGUCCAUACAACAACUCGUUUGGGGCAUUGGGACAAAUUUGAGGAUUUGUACCGGUCCAUGAUAUUUUCAAAUGGUGACAGGUGCUGGAAUGGGCCUGAUAGAAGUUUAAAGGUCAAGCUGAGAUGUGGGUUGAAAAAUGAGCUUACAGAUGUGGAUGAACCAAGCCGAUGCGAAUACGUAGCAUUCUUAUCUACCCCAGCUCUUUGCCUGGAAGAAAAGCUUAAGGAAUUGGAGUAUAAACUAGACUUGAUGAACAAAGAACAACCACAGGGCCAUGAUGAACUCUAAACUGCCAUCAUGAAUCACAGCAAAUGGUUUUGUAGAGGAUGUUAACCGCGUCGACUAAUAUUGGGACAAGUAGUUCAUUUGAUCUUGAAAUAUUAAGAGGUGCAAAAUGCAUUCUAUCUGGGCAGUUAUUUAGAAAUUCUGAGCAAUAUUUCAAGUGGGCUGCUGAAUCUUUUAUGUAACACUUCCAAUUCUUUGAGGACUAUAGGAAAAUUGAGACUUGAGAGUCAUUAGAAAAUGUCCGGCUCAUUUAAACUGAUUUUGAAAUCAUUGAUGCUCCAAUACUUUUAUUGAACUAAUGCUUAGAGUUAUUACAAUAAUAUGGAUAAUAGUAGAAAACAUUAUCAUUCCUUUUUA